AGUGGGAAGGUCGCGAAGGUCACAGUCUCACAGGCACGGGCAGAAACAAUCACCGCACCAUGGCUUUGUGUGCUGGCAUGUCCUCCCUAGUUCCUCGCCUGCCCCACGCCGCCACACCUCGGCCCCCUCAAGACCCAGCAGCCUCACCUCUCCCGGCCCGGUUCCCUUUGCUCGACUGAGGAUCUUCUCCCUGGCUAAAGCGCGUCGCAGAGAUUUAACGAGCAUCCUCCUGACCUGGCUCCGGUGCAAAAGGAAAACGGGAGACGCACUCAAUUAACCAGGGACUUGAGGAAUUAAGGAAUGACACGGAGAGAAGGAGACGAGAGCGAAAGACGAAGCAAUCUUGAGUAACGCCUGAAGAAUCCUGAAGGCGGCGGCGACGAGGAGCAAGAGAAGGAGGAGGAAGAGUGUCUUUCAUCCCCCAGAGACGCGACGGGGGCCAGAGAGGAGCAUAAACAAGGCAGGACGCGAGGAAAACUGUUGCGUUGAUUGAGGUGGUGGAGUAGGCGUCUUAAUUAGCAGUGAAGCGCCGGUGUUUGGAGACGUGAGGAGGAGGGGAAGAAGAACGACGACAAGCAGGAGUAGGAGGAAGAGGAGGAACGACCUAGUGAGCCGUUCGUGUCGUUCGUGAUUGGCAGUGGUGGUCGUGGUGGGAAGGAAAGGAAAGGGUAAAAGAUUGGCACACUUAAGGUCGAGGGAGGAGUGCGGCAGUAACUUUUUUUUUCUUCAGUCAUGUGGACUUGUUAAGAUUAUUUUUCCGUGAUUGUUGUUGGAGGGUAAAAGUAGGAGAAAGGAAGGAAGGAAGGAAGGAAGGAAAGAAGGAAGGAAGGGACAAAAAUUGAUGUGCUUAAGGUCUGACAAAGGCAUUACUCUUUUUUUUAUCAUUUGCUUCAGCCAUGUGGGCGUGUUAGGAUUGUUUUCCCUGGUGGUUGCUGAAGGAAAAGGAAAGUGAAAGGAAGGAAUGGAAGGAAAAAAAAACCAUGUACUUAAGGUCAUUAAAAUGUGCCCGUAACUUUUUUUUUUCGGCCUGAACUAUGUGAAGUUAUGAUGAAGUUCUCUUUCCAGCAGUGAUUGUGUAGAGAAAAAAGUUUAAACGCAGAAAUAGUAUGUAAAAAAAGAUUGACGGAUUUAAAAACUAUACAGAGAAACUGGUCCUUAGUUUAGCAAUGUUUCGACUCCAAACUCUGUGAACUUAUCAGAAGGUGCUUGUGUUAGAGAGAGAGAGAGAGAGAGAGAGAGAGAGAGAGAGAGAGAGAGAGAGAGAGAGAGAGAGAGAGAGAGAGAGAGAGAGUAAAGGUGAAAAUACAUAAAAUGGAAUUAAGAAUCUAUUGAUAACUUUGUAACGGUAACCAUGUAAACUUGUUAGGAAAAAAAAAAGUGAGAAAAACAGCGAGUGAAAAACCACUUCAAAUUCAGUAUCUAUUCAUAACUUUGUAACGGUAACUACAUAAACUUAUUUGGGAAAAGCGAGAAAAACAGCGAGUGAAAAAAAUGAUAAUUAACCAAACUGAAUUAAGUAUGUAUUCAUAACUUCUCGAACCUAAUUAUGUGAACUUAAAGGAAGUAGUUAACUUUAACACAACGAGCAACACUCACCCCCUCUGGUAUACACGCACAAGACAUUCCUUUCCCUGCAAGGCAUGAAGGGUGGGUGUAAGGCAAGAGAUCUCAUAUACGUAUGAAACCACGAAAACAAAACGACGAAACCGAAUCAGCAAUGAAUGAGUGAAGCAUUGUUACCACAGGACUCACCAGCAACACACAGGCAACGUCACACGCGCAGAUACUCCCGCACCAACACACAAAAGGAGUGCAAGGGAAGGGAUCUGAUAGGGACACACAGCAACACAUAUCCCUCCACAUCACAGGCAGGCGCAGAGGACGUCCACGCUCCCUGCAGCACUAUAGGAGAUGCAAGUCCUUUCAAAACCCUGCAAAAUAUUGAACCGCCAAAUCUCCCUGAGUGACUGAAGCUUCUGAAUCCUGAACUGAACCCUGAAGCGAACCCUGGCAGCGCUCCGGUGGCCCGUGUGAAGUGGUAACCUACGUAGACAUGAACUCCCAAUGUAGAGCGUCUUCCCCUUCACCUCUUCCUCUUCCUUCAGCUCCUCUUCCUCCUCCUCCUCCUCCUCGUCUGGAUUAGUGUGUGCUGGGCCGGGCGGAGGCGCGACGAUCAUGGGUUGUGUAAAGAGCUGGAGAUUGCAGUGUGUUUGACCUUCAGGCACCAUCAGCAGGGAGCAAACACGCGGCCAGGGGGAGAGAGAGAGAGAGAGAGAGAGAUCUGUUCGGCGUCUAGAUCCUCUCCACUCCAUCCAUCCUUCUUACUCCUUCACCCCCCAUCCUCCUCCUCCUCCUCCUCCUUCUGAGAUGUGAGGACUCAGCCAUGGCGGGAGACAGAAGGAGACACGUACGAACUUUAGCGUCGGCAAAAGUUAACCUGGAGAGGAGGAAAAGCAGAAGGCGAGUGUGCGGGGUGCUUCAGGGGAGCGGCUGGGGGCCCUCCCGUCUUCCCCGCCCCUGGGAGAGAUGCGUGGGGCGUUACUCUCUCCCCACACACCCCCGCCGCGACCACUCCGUAAUGGAUACAAAGUUACGGGCGAGGUGUAACAGGUCCGCGCUUCACCGUGACGGAAACUUCGCGUCCCACCCUCCUUUAGGAAUCCAGGGAGGUGCAGGGGUCGUCACGAGCGUCACGCCUCUGCCGCCUGCUGCCCCUCUCCCCCACCAGCGACUCCUUGGCUCAGAGAAACACUUAGGGGAAGGCUGUGUGUUGCAAGGAGACAUGGCAUCCUCCUCCUGCGCCCCCUUCGUGAGUAGGCAUCCUGACCAGUGCCUGGGAUGUUGCUCUGACGAAGGGGUGAGCUGUCCUGAAGAUCCUACAGACACCCAUAUCUCCCACGCCCUCAGGAGCACAACGACUGCACCUAAUGACCAAUUCCAUCACGCCCCACGCCCACAGAGAAUUCAGGACGUCCUCGGAAGCCCCAAAAGGCGUCCCAGAGUUCCAAAUUCAUGGCGGGGAAGAAGGAGCGGCCUAGAAAUCCUACUGGCUUCCCUCCUGCCGGGUAUCCUGACGCUGCUCCUGUUGCUGCUGCCAACCCACGCCCUUCCAGAUGGCGGCCCUCCAUCGCUGCCUACAGAUGGACACCCGGCCCUCGCCACGCCCCAGCAGAACCUCACAGUGCCUGCUGGGAGGGUGGCCAAGCUUACCUGCGUUGUAGAAGACCUUGGGAUGUACAAGGUGGCUUGGACGCACUACGGGGAGUCAGGGCGCGCCGUGCUGACGGUGGACACGAACGUCAUCACCAAGAACGACCGCGUGUCUCUGGUGAAGGAGAGCGGCGGCUCCUCCUGGUCCCUGGUGAUCCGCAACGUGUCCACCUCAGAUGCCGGGGAGUACAUGUGCCAAGUGAGCACCGUACCGCCCGAGAGACUGUACCUGCAUCUCUCCAUCGUGGUGCCCCCGAGGAUCACCAAGCUGCCCCUGGAUGUAGAGGCGGACGAGGGGCAGGAGGUGAGGCUGGAAUGCGAGGCCACAGGAGACCCCAAGCCGACCUACGCCUGGAGGAGGGAAGACCUGAGGCCCUUCCAGCAAAAUGGGUCCACAGUGGGCGUCGCCUCUGGGCCACUCCUCGUGCUUCCCUCCGUCACCAGGAACUCCAGCGGGGCGUACCUGUGCGUGGCAUCUAACGGCAUCCAACCCGCUGUGUCCGCCCGCGCUAAGGUGUCCGUCAAGUUCGAGCCGGAGAUGGUGGGUGACGUGCAUAUUGAGUGGGCGGAGGUGGGCGGGCGGGCGGUGCUGGUGUGUCGGUACCUGGCCUGGCCGCCGCCCACGCUCACCUGGACAAAAAACCAAGUGAAAAUAGAGUCUUCAGUGGAGGACUGGGAGGUCGGGGGCGCAGGGACCUCCACCCUGGUCAUCUCCCCUGUGGAGGAGGAAGACUACGGAAUAUACAGGUGUAUUGCCACCAACCCAUUGGGCUCCGCCUCCUCCGCGGUGACCCUGCGAGAGCUGACCACCACCACCACGACCACCACCACCACCACGACCACCACCACCACCACCACCACCACGCCGGUCCCUGAGGUCCACUUGACGGAUGAGCAAAGAUUCCUGGUGGACGGCAAGGUGCUGGAGAAGACUGCUCUCAUACACUCUUCCUCCUCCUCCUCCUCUUCCUCCUCUUCCUCCUCUUCGUGGCAAAGUUCAACCGCCCCCCCUACUGACGCCGCCCCCCACCGCUACGUGCAAGAUGUGGCGCCCCCUAGCGACCCCCGCCCCCGCCCACUCCAUCCCGAGGGCACCGCUGGGAGCUCGAGUCUGCUGGGCCUGGCGUGUCUAUUCCCCUGCCUCUCCUGCUGCUGCUGCUGUUGUUGCAUCCUGACCUUCCUGCUCGGGUAGUGGAAGCCCUGCAGAUAGACAAACACGCCCUUGCCAUCACUCCACCACGCCCUCUAGCGCCACACGCCACACAUCUGUCACCACACGCCACUAUGUCUGUUCGUGGUGCGCUCAAACUAACUUGGCGACCGGUUUUCUGUUCCCCAUUCCACGUGCCAUUGCAUUGAAGGGUCAGGCACAAGGACAGGCUCUCCACUUCCCCGAGGCCAGUGUUUGGUGGCCGCCUUUGCAGUGGUCUGUUGGUGGCUGCUGGUGAGGACUUUGACUUGAUCUGAAGGGAGCGUGGGAAACUUUCUGCCGCCCCGGGGAGAGGACGAAGAGAGAGAGAGAGAGAGAGAGAGAGAGGGAGACUACAUACCAACUGAAACUAAAGUGAUUGUGAGACUAGAAAAUAUAAAAUGAAGAGAAAUAUAUAUAAAUGAGUGAAACAUUUAUUUAGACCAUCGACAAAAAAUAUAUAAACUAACAGAAGAAUGUGAAGAAAAAAGAUUGUGAAAAAUGGAAAGAAAAGACUUCCAAAGAUAUUUUUAUAGAAAGAAAAAUACUCGAAUAAAGCAAAAGAAAAAUUAUGAGGAAAGAUUUUGGAAAAGGCGAGAUGUGAGCUGACUAAUUGUUGUGAAAGUAUGUUAAUCAAGCGCAGUAAAGGUAAAUAUGAUGAAAACUGCUGGGUAAAGAAAAAUAGAAAUAAUUUAUGGCAAGAUGACCAUUACGUGCAAUGAAGAGCAAGGUAAACAUGAUAUAGAACAGCUAUAAAGAAUUGUUAGAGAUACACACAAAAAAAAAAAAAGGUAUAAACAAAAUAGAUGACUGACCUUAAUACACGAAAUAAAAAAAAAAGAAAACAAAGAACAUGAAGAAAACAAAAUGAAUAAAAAUAUAGACAUGAAAUAGGAGAGUGAAGGAACUAAAAAUUAAAAAUGACAAAAGAAAAAAAAAAAAACAUGACUUCUUAUCACCGAACACUGAGAUGAUGUGAUGUGAGUGACAAGAAAACAAAGAAAAUGGAAAGUGAUCAAGAAAAAAGAUGCAGAGAAAAACAGGAAGUAAACAUUAAAACCAGCUUCAUUAAACCGAAUAAAUCUAUGAACAGUAGAAGAUAAAAGAAUAAGAAGAAAUUGAAAUAAGAAGGAAACAAAGACGACAGAUAAUAAGCUUUUUGAAACUAAGAGGACAGAAAACUCCUACUUUCAGUAAAAUUACAAACACAGUAAGUAGAUGAACAAUUCGCUCAGUGACAAAUCUACUAACACUACUAACAGACAGCCAAGUGAUCAUACUGGAAAUAGAACUAACAAGAAAUACAAAGAGAAAUAACACACUAUUUGUAAUGAUAAAAAUGUAUUACUUUCACACCUA
Molecule: messenger RNA, 5758 nt
Organism: Scylla paramamosain (green mud crab)
Lineage: Eukaryota; Metazoa; Arthropoda; Malacostraca; Decapoda; Portunidae
Product: cell adhesion molecule 1-like
Exons: 14
Coding region: 2384-4402 (672 amino acids)
Cellular component (GO): neuron projection
Source: RefSeq, a predicted model, not a curated record